This is a messenger RNA of Capsaspora owczarzaki ATCC 30864, 1572 nucleotides long. RefSeq lists its product as hypothetical. The coding region runs from base 136 to 1572 and encodes 478 amino acids. The record is from RefSeq and is a predicted model, not a curated record. The transcript has a single exon. NCBI's taxonomy places the organism in Eukaryota, Filasterea, Ministeriida, Capsasporidae. Gene Ontology annotation, biological process: regulatory ncRNA-mediated post-transcriptional gene silencing; negative regulation of RNA catabolic process. Gene Ontology annotation, cellular component: catalytic step 2 spliceosome.
UGUUUGCAGCUGCUUGUUUUGGCUGCCUCGCCGCAAUCGGCCUCCGCUUCCGAUCUUGGAGCUGCGCCAUCUGAUCUCAGCAUUCUACGUACGCGUACAUUCUAUAGCGACACGACGGCGGCAUUGCGCCAGGCAAUGCUGCAACUGGUCGGCGGACGGGACCUCGUCUCGCUAUCAGAUGGCGAAGUCCGCGCGCUGCUUCAAUCAGUCCUAGCAGCCUUGACUCCAGAAGCUACUCUCCCGUGCUUGAACUGGACAUGGGCGCAACAGCUUCUAGACGGCACCGAGUCUGCUGUAGAAACCUUGGCGGGGUUGGUCUCCAGCGUUGCCGCUCUGGUUCAUCGCGUUCGCGACAACGACGCUGCGCAAGCCGAUUUAGCAGCAGCCGGCUCGAGAAGAGGCGGUAGCAAUAGCCCCUUGGCUACCAUUUUGCUGACUGGGAAUGCGCAGGCCAUUGCCGACAAGCCACUCUCCUACCAUUCGCCAUUGUUCUACCACGGGACUCGUGGGUAUUACGCCGAUUUACAGGUUGGCUGCAUCAUGCUAGAGCAAGUGUUUGGCACGGCGUCGCUCCUGGUGACGCACUGCUCUUCCCUCGGAACUUCGCUGGUGAGUGGAAGAGUUCCGAGCGAGCUCGGCAAAAGCGUCAUGGGCCGGGGACUGCAGUGGUUUCCACACAGUCUGCUCCUACGUCGAGCCUGGCACGCGUUGCGGCGGGAGCAGGGCCGCUAUCAGCGGCUGUUGUCCGGUCUCGGCGAGUUGGCAAUGGAGAGCGGACCGCUGGGCCUCGCGUUCGCCAUCGAGGACGAGCGUACCGCUGGCUCGCGCGUGCAUCAAGCAGGAGGGUUUGACGAAGAGACCGAGUCGAUGCAAGGCAGGAUCAACCGCAUUCGUGCCGUGUUGGCGCGGGCGUUUGAUCCGACGAGUCGACAGUGCGAAGGGCAAUUCCAGUCCGAGGUGCGCCACUGCGUUCCGCUUUGGCGCAUGUUUUUGCAGUUUGAAGCGUCCUGCGUUUUCCGCGAGGAGGCGGCGGCUCGCGUGCGAGAGCGCGAUUUGCUUGUGACGCUCGAAACGAAGACGAGUGGCCUUCUGGAGCGCCAGGAAGGCCAACAACUGCUCCAAGCCGAGCGACUCCGCUUCUUGCAGCCGACGUCGGCAGCAGCACCACCACAACAGCACCAGACCACUGGCGAUGGUGCAGAAAACGCAGAACUCGAACGCCUGAAAUCGGGAUUUCACAAGCGCCUGGAGGAUGAACGGAGGCGCCGCCACCGUCGCCAGCGCCAGCGACUCACCGGUGUGUUUGUUCGCGCGCUGCAGCAGUGCCCUUGGGCAAAGGUGCUGUAUCUGGACGCCAUCCAGUGCGGCUUGUACCGCGGACCUCUCCAUCCCGAUCUCGCCACACAACUCCAAAUGGUGCGCAAUCCGCACGAUUGGGACGAUUCGCUCCAAGAUGUGGUCGAUCUCAUGCAAGAGAAGGGCCUGCAUGUGCGAACAAGCGUUGAAGAAAUCGAGGCGCUGGAUCAUGUUGAUGCGCAUCGAGCUAAUGAUGGAUCUGCGAUGACAUUUUGA